Molecule: messenger RNA, 2841 nt
Organism: Erpetoichthys calabaricus (reedfish)
Lineage: Eukaryota; Metazoa; Chordata; Cladistia; Polypteriformes; Polypteridae
Product: protein Wnt-7b
Exons: 4
Coding region: 559-1620 (353 amino acids)
Biological process (GO): canonical Wnt signaling pathway; positive regulation of JNK cascade; cell fate commitment
Cellular component (GO): extracellular region
Molecular function (GO): frizzled binding; cytokine activity
Source: RefSeq, a predicted model, not a curated record
CUUUUCUGCAACAUUUCAAGUCCUCAUCGCAGGUACAGGGCAUUGUACGAUUGUCUUGUUAAUUCACCAGAAAGAAAUGUGCCCAUUCGUGUAGCGCGAAGGCAGAUCGUGCCGGCUACAUUCUUUCUUGAUGAAUGAAAGUUUUGUGGUGUCUAGGAGAAGAUCAAUGUCACCCAAUUGUCACGUUUCCUAAAAACCAAAGUGGGCGGAUUACAGUGCGUCUCUGCCCAAUGGCAGCCCCGACUCUCAUGGGAGUAGAACUGAAUUUUCUGCCAUCCAAAUCCCUUAAACCGAAGCUCAUUCCAGAAAGAGAACCACACUCUGUUACAGCUUCAACCACUGAGACAUGACAGACGGAAUCCCGGAGCCAGCUGCACGCGCAUUGCAGCGCAAGCGGAGAACAGUGUAGAGCCGACGUCGCGCGAUCAGCACCGCGGACAAUUCACGUCCAACUGGGGACAGUUGUUCUGCUUUUUAAACACAACCAGUGGGACUGACUGAAGGACUCAUUCCUUACUUCCUCACUCAGAAACAGGAGCUGUUGUGCUAUAUGCCAUCAUGAUCAUCUUCUCCUCCCGAAGUGUUCUACUUUCAGUGUAUUAUCCACAGAUAUUUCUCAUCCUAACCAGCGGCAGUUACCUAGCCCUCUCUUCAGUGGUGGCUUUAGGAGCAAAUAUAAUCUGCAAUAAGAUCCCAGGGUUGGCUCCUCGACAACGGGCAAUCUGCCAAAGCCGCCCUGAUGCCAUAAUAGUGAUUGGAGAAGGCGCUCAGCUAGGUAUCAAUGAAUGCCAAUAUCAGUUCCGCUAUGGAAGAUGGAAUUGCUCUGCACUAGGAGAAAAAACUGUAUUUGGACAAGAACUUCGAGUAGGUAGCAGGGAGGCUGCAUUCACAUACGCUAUUACAGCUGCUGGCGUAGCACAUGCAGUAACAGCGGCAUGUAGCCAGGGCAAUCUAAGCAACUGCGGCUGUGACCGGGAGAAGCAGGGCUACUACAAUCAGGAGGAGGGCUGGAAGUGGGGAGGCUGCUCUGCAGAUAUCAAGUAUGGCAUUGAGUUUUCAAGGAGGUUUGUGGAUGCCCGGGAGAUCAAAAAAAAUGCCAGGAGGCUGAUGAACCUUCAUAAUAAUGAAGCAGGAAGAAAGGUUCUUGAAGAGAGGAUGAAACUAGAAUGCAAAUGCCAUGGUGUGUCGGGUUCUUGUACAACUAAGACUUGUUGGACAACUCUACCAAAGUUCAGGGAAAUUGGAUAUAUCUUAAAAGAAAAAUACAACGACGCCGUACAUGUGGAGGUAGUGAGGGCUAGUCGCCUUCGGCAGCCAACGUUUCUUAAAGUUAAGAAGACACGCAGUUACCUCAAACCAAUGGAGACCGAUCUUGUGUACAUUGAAAGGUCCCCAAAUUACUGUGAGGAGGAUGCAACAACAGGAAGUGUGGGCACCCAAGGAAGACUUUGCAACCGCACCUCACCGCACACAGAUGGAUGUGACUUGAUGUGCUGUGGUCGGGGCUACAACACUCACCAAUACACCAAAGUAUGGCAGUGCAACUGUAAAUUUCAGUGGUGCUGUUUUGUUAAAUGCAACACCUGCAGUGAACGGACAGAAGUAUUCACCUGCAAAUGAGGCACAAGAAAGAAGGUUGAGGGGAGCUGGUUUGGAAAGCGAGAUGGCAUUAUUUCAGAAACACAGAAUAAACAAUAAGUGGAACACAGCUCGCCAUGGCAUCAUUUUGCACAUUAUUUUUAUUUUCUUCUCUUUGCAGAAUGCAUCAAAGCAAAUUUAUUAAAUGAUAAAAAGAUAGACAAGCAAGGUCAAGGCAACGAUGCCCAAGAGAUAACAUGUUUAUCAUGCACUGCUAUGUAUGCACUGAUGAAGAUGCAAAGCUGGGAUAUUAAUGGCUGCCCUCACAUCUUUUUUUUUCCUCUUUAGAGGCAUGGGCAGUUGGGAAGACUGUGGUUUAUUGCCUACAAUAGAAUUCCCAGAUUUCUUCACAAACAAUAAACUUCUUAUUCUCUGGAAGGUAACACGCUGUAUUGAAAAACAACUCUGUUAACUAUAAUGGUUCAUUAAUAGUCUAAUGACUUUGGAAAAAAUCUAACAAAAUUUCAGAAUUAUGUCCAAAAUGUAAUGGAUAAACUGGGAAAAAUAUUGAGCUUUGCUGAAAUGAAGAAAGCUAUAUUAGCUUAGUGCUUUUAAAUACAUUGAGGCAAAUGUUCACUCCAGUAGAAACGAGCCUUAAAACAUUGCCUACCUAUCCAAGGAAGAAAAGACAUUGUUAAUUGUCCAGGCACACUGGAACUGUUUGUUUGAACACUGAAAAUAAAUUGUCUAUUUAUGUUAUAGUUUCUUAAAACAAAGCACUAACGGGUAGAGAUGUCUUAUUUGUAUUACGUGUUUUAGAAACUCUUAACUUAUAGGUCCAAUCUUGGGAAGCUACCCACUUAUUCUGUUGCUACUGAUUUCUUUACAUUAAAAAAGACACAAAUAAAAUAAAAGCGGAUACAUAUGCAAGCAAGAAAUGUACUGAACGGAAAUCAAUGAAGUUGCUCUCUGCUAUUCAGUGAAGAACAGUCCUUCAAGUGCAACAAAAAAGGGCGAGAUUCAUGUGGUUGGGAAAAAAACACAGAGUAUAGUCUCAAAUUUCCACUACAGAGGGGUCUGUAGGAUAGGAAGCAAAAAGGUCAGCAGGGUUUUAGUUUUGUUAACUUUGCCAAGUAAUAUUGAAUACUGAGAGCCCCAAAAAGCAUGCAAAUGAAAUGGGUGUCCAAACAGCACACCUUUUCAUGAAAUAAAAAAUGAGCGUAUUUCCCAAAACUGUGUCCAAAGCAGUCUGCAAAUGCCAUC